Molecule: messenger RNA, 1338 nt
Organism: Penicillium soppii
Lineage: Eukaryota; Fungi; Ascomycota; Eurotiomycetes; Eurotiales; Aspergillaceae
Exons: 2
Coding region: 1-1338 (445 amino acids)
Source: RefSeq, a predicted model, not a curated record
AUGUCUACCGCAGUUGCGUCCGCAGCGGCCCCUUUGUCCUCACCACACCCGCGCCAUCCCAGCCCGAGAAAUCUCCCAGCGCUGGUUCCUUCAACCAUUCCCAAUUCAUCCCCCCGAAUGUCAACAAGUCCUAGAGAUGGUUCUGCCGCAAAUGGCUCUCCGAACGAGAAGAGAGGUCCGAUCUCUCCUUCCCAAGGCAGCGGUCCCCACAUCACCGUAAAGAAAGAGCCUGGUUCACCCCGAAUUCAGAGUCGUCCUCGUCCUCACAAAUUGGAUCUCACUACAAGUCUCCCCCGCGGACCGGGAGGACCUCUGACCGCCUCCAUACAAGAUGUCGGUCUGGCCUGUCUGUCGCCAGGCUUCCAAACCCACGAUCCAAUCAUGCGAGAGCAGCUGCAGCGCAGCCUCUCUGUACGCGAUCAGCAGCGCUCCAUCAUCGAACAGCGCAUGCAAAGAUCCGCCAAAGACAUCGGCCCAGACGGCAUGCAGCCCUCCGAAUCAAAUCUGAUGGGCAUGCCCAAAACCGCCAAGCGCAGACCUCCAGGCCUGUCCAUCGUGCCCCCAUCCGCCUCCCAAUUCGCAAACGAGCGAGUCAUCCAAUCGGCCCCGCUCCAUCAGACCUUUACAGGCCGCUACCAGCCACAGCCAUUGACCCGCCAUGUGGUCAACCAAAGCCCAACCCUCGGCGCAACCUCACACAUGCACCAGCUCCCAGCAGCCCAGACCAGCAACCGCCUCCCACCCCUCUCUGACGUUUUUGGCACCGACGCCCUAGGCCGCGACCGCGACCCCGCUCUCGCCAACAUGCACCUCUCUUCUAGCAACUCGUCGCAAUCAAAUAAUCUAGCUCCAAUGCCCUCCCCAGGGCUUCCAGCCUCGCAAACCCCGCGCUCCCGCGAGUACCGCUCCGCCGAAGAGGCCGUGCAAGAAAUGUCCGGCGGAAGGGAAGAUCUCCUCCCUCGCAUCGUCCAUUAUGGAGGCCACCAGCCCCCCACCCCACCCUCUCCUCAAAUCAUACACGCAGGCCCCAAGACCGCGCCUCUCGCGCCCGAGCUUCGUGCUCCGGGCCCACCACCCGCUUCAUUUGGCAUGUUCGCCCCCUCAGAUGCUACGGCGCGGCGACGCCCGAGAAGCGAAUACGAGCAAGAUAACGGGAGCCCGCCGCUCGGCCACGGACCUGAUUCUCAACACCGGUCUAACCCGGCUGCGAACCCCGGUCCACAUGCUGCGUUCUCGGGGCCAUUCGGUGCGGGCAGAGAUUCACCCGAGACUCAACGCAGAAAGAAGGAUGAGUUCCUUGGUCUGUGUGCUCGUGCUUGGGAUCUAUUCCACUCGUGA